Molecule: messenger RNA, 634 nt
Organism: Symbiodinium necroappetens
Lineage: Eukaryota; Dinophyceae; Suessiales; Symbiodiniaceae
Source: the annotation of a GenBank genome assembly
GCUCGGCGAUGUCGACGGCGCCAAAGAGUGGGUUGAGAAGAUGGAAGUGCUUGGUAUGCCCUGCAACGUCGUGAGCUGGAAUGCGCUUCUCAAAGCUUGCCGUGACGAUGAGAGCUCAGCGGAGGAGGUCUUCCGAAAAAUGGUACUGGAGCGUGGAGUGCAACCGGAUUGCAUCACAAUGACGACGCUUGUCGGAGUCCUCGGUAAAGGUCGCGCCAAAGAGCUGUGUGAGGAAUCGGGAGUGGACUACGACAGCCUCAUCCGAUCGAACUUGAUCAACCGCGAGGUGAAGCGUGCAGAUGUCCAUGGCCAGCUGUCCGAGCAAUUCCGACGCUUCUCUCGCUUUGCUGAGAGAAAUGCACGGGCGAAGCAUUACGUGCCCUGGUAUCGGAGGAAAAUGGAUCACUUCCGGACAAACCUCAAGAAGGAGCGACUUCUCGAAGAUCGCUACAUGGAGAUAGACAGGGAAAACCGCGUGCUUCUGAAAAAGAUGUCGGAGGCUAUGCGCAAGCCCAAUCCAUACGUGGUUGAGAAGAAGGAGGAGAAGCCUCCUUCCUUGAACCGAUCUGGCCGGAAGAUGGAGAUGAUCAGGAUCACCAAAGACAAUGCUCGGCUUCUCAAGUCAAUUCAGAAG